UGAAAGGACUCAUUGUAGGGAGGGAUGAGUUUGUGUGCAGCGGUGGUGUGUGUGCUGUGAGUGUGUGUGUGUGUUUGUGUGUUUGUGGAGCCCCUUCCUCCUUAACUAGCUGGUCAGCAGCGGAGGGAUUAUCGAAGCAGUUCCACUCACUACUAACAGACGGGGAGACGGGGGGGAUUGCAAAAAAGCGUGAAUCAUGCUUGUCGUCAUUACUACCGGCUGGGAGUGGAGCCGAAAUUGUGCAAGAUACGGAUAACAGCGAAGAAAGGUCCGUGUGGAAGUUUCCAGGGCUCCUCAUUCCGCCGUGAAAAUGCCUCACCAGGGGCUCUGCCACUGCUGCUGCUGCUCGGACCCGUCGCUUUAUGCUGCCUCCUUCACAUGUGCUUUAUGUUGAAGAACAGGAUAUAAACCUCUAAGAAAUCUGCAAGAGUGACAAAACCAAAGCACCUGAGGAUAUUUUUGUUUAUUUUCGCCGUGCGGAGAAUUUCUCAAGUGAAAAAGGAGGGAGAAAACUUGUAGGCUAGUUGUUGGACAAACAUGGGGAACGCAGGGAGCAUGGACCAGCACACUGAUUUCAGGGGACAUAACAUGCCUCUGAAACUACCCAUGCCCGAGCCUAGUGAAUUGGAGGAAAGAUUUGCAACCGUUUUGAGCUCGAUGAAUCUUCCUCCAGACAAAGCGCGACUGUUGCGGCAAUACGACAACGAGAAGAAGUGGGAACUUAUCUGCGAUCAGGAGCGAUUCCAAGUGAAAAACCCGCCUCACACGUACCUCCAAAAGCUGAGGAGUUAUCUAGACCCAGCAGUCACGAGAAAGAAAUUCAGACGGCGAGUUCAGGAGUCCACCCAAGUCUUGAGAGAACUGGAAAUUUCGUUACGGACCAAUCACAUAGGCUGGGUGAGGGAAUUCCUAAAUGAGGAUAACAAAGGCCUGGACGUGCUGGUGGAGUAUCUUUCUUUUGCACAGUAUGCCGUCACGUUUGAUGGAGACUGUGAGGAGAACAACCCAGAUGCUCCUAUGGACAAGUCAAAGCCCUGGAGCCGCUCUAUAGAAGACCUGCAUGGAGGAGGCACCCUGCCGUCGUCUCUCAGUGGGAACGGCAUCACACGAGCUGGGCGACAUUCCACGAUACGCUCCAACACACUGCCGAGCCGGAGAACUCUGAAAAACUCCAGAUUGGUUUGCAAGAAAGAUGAUGUCCACGUCUGCAUCAUGUGCCUGCGUGCUAUCAUGAAUUACCAGUAUGGCUUCAACAUGGUCAUGUCCCACCCACAUGCUGUGAAUGAAAUUGCACUAAGUCUCAACAACAAAAACCCAAGAACUAAAGCUCUAGUCUUGGAGCUCCUGGCGGCAGUUUGUCUCGUGAGAGGAGGCCAUGAAAUUAUUCUCUCUGCGUUCGACAACUUUAAGGAGGUGUGUAUCGAGACACAGCGGUUUGAGAGGCUGAUGGAGUAUUUCAAAAACGAGGACAACAACAUCGACUUCAUGGUGGCCUGUAUGCAGUUCAUCAACAUAGUUGUGCACUCCGUGGAGGACAUGAACUUCAGAGUUCACCUACAGUUCGACUUCACCAAGCUGUGUCUGGACGACUACUUAGACAAACUAAAGCAUACAGAGAGUGACAAGCUGCAGGUUCAGAUCCAGGCCUACUUGGACAAUGUGUUUGACGUGGGAGCCCUUCUGGAGGAUGCAGAGACCAAAAACGCAGCGCUGGAGCGUGUGGAGGAGCUGGAGGAGAACAUGUCACAUAUAACAGAGAGGCUGCUGGACACGGAGAAUGAGGCCAUGUCAAAGAUCGUGGAGCUGGAGAAGCAGCUGAUGCAAAGGAACAAGGACCUUGAAUCGAUCAGGGAAGUGUACAAAGACGCCAGCUCUCAGGUGCACUCGCUGCGGCUGGUGCUGAAGGAGAAGGACGAGGCCAUCCAGCGGCAGAGUAACCUGGAGAGGAAGAUCCACGAGCUGGAGAGACAAGGCACCAUCAAGAUCCACAAGAAGGGAGACGGAGACAUCUCCAUCCUGCCCUCCCCCCCCUCGGGGGCAGAGGGCCUGCCGGUUGCUGUGAUGGGAGGGAACGGUGCUGCCUACAGUCCCAAUCAUAUGGGAGUCGUAUCGCCGGGUCCACCUCCUCCACCGCCAGCCCCCCCACUGCCACUGAACGGCACAUGUGGCCAUCCCUGCAGCAGCAGCAGCAGCAGCAGCACGCUCCCCCACCCUCCUCCCCCGCCUCCCCCUCCGCCUCCUCCACCAGGCCCACUCUCACAGUUCUCAGCACCACCACCUCCUCCGCCUCCUCCUGGAGCCCCCCCACUGCCCGGCUGUGGGACGCCCACUGUCAUCAUGAACUCUGGGUUAGCAGCGGUUAAGAUCAAGAAACCCAUCAAGACUAAGUUCCGUAUGCCCGUCUUUAACUGGGUCGCCCUGAAACCAAACCAGAUCAACGGGACGGUCUUCAAUGAGAUCGAUGACGAGAGGAUACUCGAGGACCUGAACGUGGACGAGUUUGAGGAGAUGUUUAAGACGAAAGCCCAGGGCCCGGCUAUCGACCUCACCUCCAGCAAACAGAAGGUCAUCCAGAAGGGGCCCAACAAGAUCACGCUGCUGGACUCCAACAGAGCCAAGAACCUGGCCAUCACACUGAGGAAAGUGGGCAAGAGUCCCGAGGAGAUCUCCAAGGCCAUUCAGAUCUUUGACCUGCGCACUCUGCCGGUGGACUACGUUGAGUGUCUGAUGCGCUUCCAGCCCACAGAGCACGAGGUGAAAGUCAUGCGGCAGUUUGAGAAGGAGCGCAAACCGCUGGAGAGCCUGACGGGCGAGGACCGCUUCAUGAUGCAGUUCAGCAAGAUCGAGAGGCUCAUGAAUAAGAUGACCAUCAUGGCGUUCAUCGGGAACUUCAGUGAGAGCAUUCAGAUGCUCACGCCGCAAAUCCAUGCAGUCAUUGCAGCUUCUGUUUCUAUCAAGUCGUCACAGAAGCUGAAGAAAAUUCUAGAGAUCAUCUUGGCCCUCGGGAACUACAUGAACAGCAGCAAAAGAGGAGCAGUGUACGGGUUCAAGCUGCAAAGUUUAGACUUGCUACUCGACACCAAGUCGACCGACCGUAAGCUAACGCUGUUACACUACAUAGCCAACGUAGUCAAAGAGAAGUACUCUCAGGUUGCGCUCUUCUACAACGAGCUGCACUACGUGGAGAAAGCUGCAGCAGUGUCGUUGGACAACGUCCUGAUGGAUGUGAGGGAGCUGCAGAGAGGCAUGGAGCUGACCAAGAGAGAGUACAGCAUGCACGGACACAACACCAUGCUCAAAGACUUCAUCACACACAAUGAGAACAAGCUGAAGAAGCUGCAGGAGGAUGCCAAGAUUGCACAGGAUGCCUUUGACGAGGCAGUGAAGUUCUUCGGGGAGAACUCCAAAACCACGCCACCCUCCGUCUUCUUCCCCGUGUUUGUGCGGUUUAUUAGGGCUUACAGGCAAGCAGAAGAGGACAAUGAGCAUAAAAAGAGACAGGAGCAGCUUUUGAUGGAGAAGCUUUUAGAACAGGAGGCCAUGAUGGAGGAAGACACCAAGUCUCCUCAUAAGAGCAAGCGGCAGCAGCAAGAGCUGAUCCAGGAGCUCAGGAAGAAACAGGUGAAAGACAGCCGCCAUGUCUACGAAGGCAAAGAUGGAGCGAUAGAGGACAUCAUCACGGAUUUGAGGAAUCAGCCUUACAGGCGAGCAGACGCUGUGCGGAGGAGUGUCAGGAGACGCUUCGAUGAUCAGAACCUGCGGCCGCUCAACAACGAAGUGGUCGUGUGACGAGGGAGACGUGCAUGUGCUGGGGGGGGAGGCAAGGAUGUGUAAGACAGGAUGUUGGAUGUAGAAUGAAGGACGAGAAGUGAAAGAUGACAAGUGUAGCAACCAUAGAGAUGAGUAUGUAUAUAUAUUACAUAAGAAUGAUUCCAUGUCUGUGGCGUAGCAGCAGCUUUUCACCAUGAAGGACUGGGACGUAUGGGACUGGAUUGAAAGUGUCUGAAGGUUGAAACCUUAGACGAGCAAAGUGCCUGAACUGAUUUUGUGGGCUAAUGUCACGCCGUCUUGUUUGUCUGAUGACUGUUUUUUUUAAUAUUUCCCACUUCGAGCAACACCACUUGACCUGGCUUUAAUUUGACGAUGUGUGAAACUGGACUUGCAGUGGCCUUAAGAGCCACGUAAAGAGAUGGGAACGUAAUGUAGAAUGUAUGGGACGCGCUCCCUUUAGCUGUUACAGAUAUGACAUCUUUACGUGUUGGGUUUGAUGCUCUGUUUUAUCGCGGUACAUUCCGGUGCUCUUUUACAUUCCUCUUACAAUACGAUGUGCUCAACCUGCACUCUUUCUUAUCUCAUGAGGUUUUUCCAACUCGGACUAAAAGUGCUGAUGGUCAGGCCUAAAAAAGGUUAUCAGAAAAGUAAUUUGUUUUACUAAAGUAUGAGAAGAGAAUGAAAAAGUAAUCAAGACAAGAGAAUUUUACAUAUCAGGCAGAUGCUGACUUCUCUUCCAUAAUUUGUUUAAGUAAAUGGAUCAAGAUUGAAUUUGUCGAUCUAAAAUCAAUGAGUGCUCUCAUAAACUCUACCGUCCAUUUUAAAUGUUGCAUUUCUGUAGCAGCACAGCAGUUUGUCUGGUUUCUGGGACCAAGUCAGGAGUGAAUGAGCCUGUAAAGCAACAUUGAAAACAUUUUAUACCAAACGUAAAUACUGCACAAUAUGCUGAACCCUGUCUCAUUGUCAUAACUGGACUUUGCAUUUCAUCUCUGUCGACUGUUUUUCUUUCUACAAAUCGAUUAUAUUCCAGGCUACUGUCUACUCACUAUUGUAAUUUUAAUGUAUAGUAUUUAACCACUGAAAGGAUUUCUUUAAGCUCAUGUUUUCAUCUAAUGUGUGUCUGCGGUCAAAAACAAGUACUCAACACAAAGUAAACCUAAAUGUACAGAUAUUUUGCUACAAACCAUGUUUUCUUUUUACCUAAUUCACAUUACCUGAUGGUUAAUAUUGUACAUAUUGUUUAAACAAAAAAGUUUUCAUUGCUUUGUGCUAUACAACUUGAAUGUUAUUUUAACUUAUAGUUUUUGUUUCCAUUUGUUUGUAUAUUUAAUUAAGCCAAAUGCAGCCGGACUCAGUAGUGUUGAAUCAUCUCAAAUCAUUACUUUGCUGACUGGUGUUUCACAGGAGCCUCAACUUCAGAUACAGGAACAUGCAGCACGUUCUGAUUUCAAGUGUUGGUACAUUAAACCUCUUAAUCAUAAAAGAGGUAUCUAAAAUAAACUUGUAUUGGUCAGCUGGUUUUGAGGCUCAGUGACUGCCAUCAUCUCCACAGAAUCACGUGCUGCCGUUCAUCUCCAUUUUGUUUUCUUCACUGUCUGUAAUAGCGACAUCUAACUGGAUAAUACUGGCAUGUUUUAUUUUUUUCACCAGAAAUGUAUUUUAGGCAGUUUGUGCUUAUGUCAAAAUAACUUUUUU
Notothenia coriiceps (black rockcod) is the source of this 5466-nucleotide messenger RNA. RefSeq names its product formin-like 2a (gene fmnl2a). The transcript is spliced from 26 exons. NCBI's taxonomy places the organism in Eukaryota, Metazoa, Chordata, Actinopteri, Perciformes, Nototheniidae. Gene Ontology annotation, cellular component: cytosol. Gene Ontology annotation, biological process: cell migration; cortical actin cytoskeleton organization; regulation of cell shape. Gene Ontology annotation, molecular function: actin filament binding; small GTPase binding. The record is from RefSeq and is a predicted model, not a curated record. Bases 538 to 3789 code for a protein of 1083 amino acids.